Notolabrus celidotus (New Zealand spotty) is the source of this 3471-nucleotide messenger RNA. Its product is annotated as NLR family CARD domain-containing protein 3-like. The coding region runs from base 73 to 3234 and encodes 1053 amino acids. The transcript has 9 exons. Lineage: Eukaryota; Metazoa; Chordata; Actinopteri; Labriformes; Labridae. Gene Ontology annotation, molecular function: protein binding. The record is from RefSeq and is a predicted model, not a curated record.
GAUAUCUGACUGCAGAAGAAUGUGAACUGGAUCGUGUUCUCUGCAGACUGAAGUGUGAGCUGAAACAGCAGCAUGGAUCCGGGUGAGGUCAAAGAGGAGGGGGGAGAAAUGAAGAGGAUCAAAGUGGAAACAGACUCUCCUGGACCUGAACCCAGCAGUGUGUCCUUAAAGAGUGACUUGUCCAUGGAUCAACCUUUACAUUUCAGAGACGACCAGGAGGUUACCAGUAGUCCAUCUAUCGAGCGAACAGACCUGGACGCUAUAUUUCAGUCACUGGAGGAGAACAUCGUCAGUUUUGUGAAGGAAGAGUUGAAGAGGAUGUGCAAAGCUGUGGUUUCAGGUUACCCAGAAAGCUAUGAGACUGGAAACCAGGUUUUGGACAGUGAGGAAGAGAAACAGAGGAGUAUCACCAGAGAGAACUUCCUGAAGGUCACCUUGGACUUUCUGAGGAGGAUGAAGAAGGAGGAGCUGGCUGACCGUCUGCAGAGCAUUCCCUCAGGACCUCCUGCAUCUGUUUGUCAGCACAAACUGAAGUCUCACCUGAAGGAGAAGUUCCAGUUUGUGUUUGAGGGGAUUGCUAAAGCAGGAAACCCAACCCUCCUGAACCAGGUCUACACAGAGCUCUACAUCACAGAGGGAGGGGCCGGAGAGGUCAAUGAUGAACAUGAGGUCAGACAGCUUGAAGCAGCAUCCAGGAAACAUGGACUAGAAACAACCAUCAAACACAAUGACAUCUUCAAACCCUUACCUGAGAGAGCUGGACCAAUCAGAAGAGUGCUGACUAAGGGAGUGGCUGGCAUCGGGAAAACAGUCUUAACACAGAAGUUCACUCUGGACUGGGCUGAAGACAAAGCCAACCAGGACAUCCAGUUCACAUUCCCCUUCACUUUCAGAGAGCUGAAUGUGCUGAGAGAGAGAAAGUUCAGCUUGGUGGAACUUAUUCAUCACUUCUUUACUCAAACCAGAGAAGCAGGACUCUGCAGGUUUGAAGACUUCCAGGUUGUGUUCAUCUUUGACGGUCUGGAUGAGUGUCGACUUCCUCUGGACUUCCACAACAAUCAGAUCCUGACUGAUGUUACAGAGUCCACCUCAGUGGAUGUGCUGCUGACAAACCUCAUCAGGGGGAACCUGCUCCCCUCUGCUUGCCUCUGGAUAACCACACGACCUGCAGCAGCCAAUCAGAUCCCUCCUGAGUGUGUUGACAUGGUGACAGAGGUCAGAGGGUUCACUGACCCUCAGAAGGAGGAGUACUUCAGGAAGAGGUUCAGAGACGAGAAACAAGCUAACAAAAUCAUCUCCCACAUCAGGACAUCCCGAAGCCUCCACAUCAUGUGCCACAUCCCGGUCUUCUGCUGGAUCACUGCUACAGUUCUGGAGGAUGUACUGAAGACCAGAGAGGGAGGAGAGCUGCCCAGGACCCUGACUGAGAUGUACAUCCACUUCCUGGUGGUCCAGUCCAAACGUAAGAGCAUCAAGUACGAUGGAGGAGCUGAGACAGAUCCACUGUGGAGUUCAGAGAGCAGUAAGAUGAUCCAGUCUCUGGGAAAACUGGCUUUUGAGCAGCUGCAGAAAGGAACCCUGAUCUUCUAUGAGUCCGACCUGACAGAGUGUGGCAUCGAGAUCAAGGAUGCCUCUUGGUACUCAGGAGUGUUCACACAGGUCUUUAGAGAGGAGAGCGGACUGUACCAGGACAAGGUGUUCUGCUUCAUCCACCUGAGCGUUCAGGAGUUUCUGGCUGCUCUUCAUGUCCAUCUGACCUUCACCAAGUCUGGACUCAACCUGAUGGAAGAAGAACCAUCAACCUACCAUGGAUCUACACUUACACAGUUCUACCAGAGUGCUGUGGACCAGGCCUUACAGAGUCCAAACGGACACCUGGACUUGUUCCUGCGCUUCCUCCUGGGCCUCUCACUGCCGACCAAUCAGACUCUCCUGAGAGGUCUGCUGACUCAGACAGAGAGUGACCCACAGACGGAUCAGGACAAAGUCCAGUACAUCAAGAAGAAGAUUGAGGCGGACCCCAGUCCAGAUAAAAGCAUCAACCUGUUCCACUGUCUGAAUGAGCUCAAGGACCGAUCCCUGGUGGAGGAGAUCCAACAGUACCUUGGGUUAGGAAGACUUCCCAGAGAAAAACUGUCUCCUGCUCAGUGGUCAGCUUUGGUCUUCAUCUUACUGUUAUCAGAGGAAGAUCUGGACGUGUUUGACCUGAAGAAAUACUCUGCAUCAGAGGAGGCUCUGCUGAGGCUGCUGCCGGUGAUCAAGGCCUCAAAGAAAGCUGUACUGAGCGGCUGUAACCUGUCAGAGAGAAGCUGUGAAGCUCUGUCCUCAGUCCUCAGCUCUCAGUCCUCCAAUCUGAGAGAGCUGGACCUGAGCAACAACGACCUGCAGGACUCAGGAGUGAAGAAACUGUCUGUUGGACUGGAAAGUCCAAACUGUCAACUGGACACCCUGAGACUGUCAGGCUGUCUCAUCACAGAAGAAGGCUGUGCUUCUCUGGCCUCAGCUCUGAGCUCCAACCCUUCCCAUCUGAGAGAGCUGGACCUGAGGUACAACCACCUGGGUCAGCUUGGAGUGGGGCAGCUGUCAGCUGGACCGCACUGGAAACUGGACACUCUAAGGGCGGAGUCUGGUGAAGAACAAUGGUUAACACCUGGUCUGAGGAAGUAUUCCCGUGAACUCUCAUUCGACACAGACACCAUAAACAGGAGGAUCCAACUGUCUGACAACAACAGGAGGGUGACACUCAUGAAGGACAACCAGUCGUAUCCUGAUCACGAGGAGAGGUUUGACUGGCAGCAGCUGCUGUGUGAUACUGGUCUGACUGGUCGCUGUUACUGGGAGAUUGAUUGCUUAGGGUAUGUUGAUAUAUCCGUGAGUUACAAAGGAAUCAGUAGGAAAGGAGAUCGAGAUGACUGUCUGUUUGGAAGGAACGAUCAGUCCUGGAGUAUGCACUGCACCAGUGGUGGUCGUUUUUGUGUCUGGCACAAGAACAAUGGAACCAUCUCGCCCUCCCGCUCCACCUCCUGCUUCUCCCCCAUCCCUAACAGACUGGCAGUGUAUGUGGACUACCCUGCUGGCAUUCUGUCCUUCUACUUGGUGUCCUCUGACACACUGAUCCACCUCCACACCUGUUACAACAAAUUCACUGAGCCUCUGUAUCCUGGGUUCAGUUUUGAGUUCUCUGAACCUGGGUCCUCAGUGACUCUGUGUUCCCCUGUAAAGGGAACACAUUAAUUGACGCUGUACCAAAGUGAAGCCAAAACAUCCAGAGUGCUGACAUCUGGAUAAUGAUGAUGUCUGGAGUCAGUUUGUGUGGAGCAGAUCAGCCGGUGGAAACAUAGCAUUAACCUCCCUUUUUACAGUCUACCCCUUACAUUUGAUGCUCUUUUUACAGUGUACAAUUAACUUGUGAUGCUCUUUUUUCCAGUGUAUGCACAUUCUUACACAAAUAAAUUUGAUUUAGAAAAUGGA